AUGUCAUCCAACCACGGUGCGCCCGCGGAUAACAUGGUCAUUAAGAAGCCGCUCAUCCCAAAAGGACCUCCCGUCUAUUACUAUAUCAUGAUGACAUUGGCGUGGAUUGUCUUCGUCUGUACACUGCCAUUCUCUCUGUUUGCCUGUAUAAAGAUUGUGCACGAGUACAAACGAAUGGUAGUGUUUCGGUUGGGGAGGAUAAAAGGAAACGGUACCAUGGGGCCCGGAGUGGUUAUGAUACUACCAUGUGUUGAUGAACACCACAUGAUUGAUCUACGUACUAUGUCAUACGACGUGCCAUCGCAAGAAAUGCUUACAAAAGACUCGGUGACAGUUUCUGUUGAUGCUGCGGUGUAUUAUAGGACAAGGUAAGGCUAUUUGUAAUAUCUACUGUAAUAUAAAAGCCAAGUUUAUACAUUAAGAUAUCUAGAAUUGUACUUUACAACAAAGUAUUCAAAUGCAAAGCAAAAUUUUGAUUUCAGUGACCCAGUAGCAACGAUAAACUGUAUUGCCGAUGCUCACUUAAGUACGAAAAUGUUGGCUCAAACAGCUCUGAGGAACGUGCUGGGGACAAGAACGUUGAGUGAAAUCAUGUGUGAAAGGGAGAGUAUUGCUCAACAGGCACAAGUAGUGUUGGAUGAAGGUAUGAAUGUCUUGAUAACUCUGAUUUCAAUGUUUAUUUUUAGGAACCGACCCAUGGGGUAUCAAAGUAGAACGAGUAGAGGUAAAGGACAUCAGACUGCCCAGAGAACUUUGUCGGGUACUGGCUGCAGAAGCCGAAGCAUCUCGAGAAGCCGAUGCCAAGAUCGUGUCAGCUGCAGGGGAACUUAAUGCAAGUUUAUUUUACUAUUACCGUCAAAAUUUAAACUACUUAAAAGACAAUCGACUUGAAAAGAAACAGCUCUUUUUGAUGUCCUAGAUUACCAUUGAAAGCAAGUCUUAGAAAUUACGAACUUUUCUAAAAAAAUGUUGUUUAGGCUUCUGUUGCCCUAAAAUGCGCGGCCGAUAGGUUUAAAAACUCGCCAGCAGCCAUACAAUUGAGAUAUCUGCAAACUCUGAACCGUAUAUCCACCUCGCAGAACCACACCAUCAUUCUGCCCGUGCCGAUGGAGAUCAUCAAGCGCUACAUGAAGCGCGUCAAGCAGGCGUAG
Messenger RNA from Bursaphelenchus okinawaensis, 1151 nucleotides. NCBI's taxonomy places the organism in Eukaryota, Metazoa, Nematoda, Chromadorea, Rhabditida, Aphelenchoididae. The record is from the annotation of a GenBank genome assembly.